UCCGCCAAGCACCCGACCAGACAUGUUCCCCCGCUCGUCUCAAUUCGCCAUCAUGUAUAUAGGGCCUGACCUCUUCUCCUCUUCCUACCGGGGCCAGUCUGCGCAUCCGUUGUCAUCCCUCGAGCCUCCCUAGUCUUGCCAAUUGCGUCACUCUCUUGCGCCCGACGUCAUUCACCAUUUUUGCUCCCGAAUCCUCUUACUGCGCGGGGUCGACUACCAACAGACACCGUGCCAGCCGCUGGAUCGCGCUGCCUUGGCUUGACCUCAUCUCCGCCGGGCUUGCUGUGUAUAGCCGCUGGACUGCGGGGUUGGGGCGAAGUCUGUCAAAAUGAGUUUGGCAGAGCGAUUGUCGACUAUGGAGGAGUAUGAGCCGUGGAGCAGAGAACAGAGCCCCGACAGCAGACAUCGGAAGAUGAGCUUUAAUCCUGUGGGCAGCUGGGUGCCGCCAACUGCGCAUGAGGAGCCCGUUGGCGCUUUUGAGGUCCCCAAGUGGAAGAGAGUGUUACAGGUCUUCUUCGCUGUUAUUUAUUGCCUUUUCGCCGCCGGUGUCGUUUUCGGAUACGCCGCAAUAAAGCCUGUUCUCAUCGAGGAGGAGGUUUAUAGGGAUUAUUGCACCAAGCAGGAGCUGGAGGACAAUGUGCCCGUGUGCUACGCCCAGGAGUUGCGGCUCAACUUGAUGUUCACCGUUGCUGCCGUAUCCACCAACGUCGUCGCCCUCCCCGUCGGCACAAUCCUCGAUCGCUAUGGGCCCCGAGUGAGUGGGAUAAUAGGAGCCGUCUUCAUCGCAAUCGGGUCACUGCUCUUCGCCUUCGCGUGGCAUCUCCCCUUCGAUGGCUACAUUCCCGGCUAUCUUUUCCUUGCCCUGGGGGGUCCCUUCAUUUUCAUCUCGUCCUUCCAACUCAGCAACACGUUCCCACAAUACUCGGGACUAAUCCUCGCGCUCCUGACCGGGGCCUUCGAUACUUCGAGCGCUAUAUUCCUCUUCUACAGGCUGAUAUACCAGGCUUCUUGUGGCUCUUUCUGGCCCAAGAAGUUCUUUCUCUGCUACCUCAUUGUCCCGGCUUUUAUUCUCGUCGUCCAAAUAUCUGUCAUGCCGGCAACUUCCUACAAAACCGUGGGAGAGCUCGUUACCCAAGCCGAGGACAACACAAACGAUACUCACGACUCCGACAACGAGAUCGAAGACCAGGAGACCGUCCGCCGGCUGCGAGAAGCACGGCGCGUACACCGUGAGAGCGUCGUAAGCGAGAUCACAGAGUUGCUCGGCAGUAAAGAUGCAACAGAGCAGACCAAGAAGGAAGAAAAGAAGAAGAAUAUAUCUGGCGUAUGGGGGGCGCUCCAUGGCCGUUCUGCCUCGGAACAAGUCCGCUCCGCCUGGUUCAUCCUGAUCGCCCUCUUCACCGUCCUUCAGAUGACCAGGAUCAACUACUUCGUGGCAACCAUUCGCGCGCAGUACGCCUACAUGUUUGGCGAUUACUCCAAGGCUGUGGAAAUUAAUAACUUCUUUGAUGUUGCGCUCCCUCUUGGGGGUGUGAUCUCCGUUCCGUUUAUAGGUAUCAUUCUUGAUAACACGAGCACUCCCUUCUGUCUCGGGCUGCUCGUUAUGAUCGCCACUUCCAUUGGCAUCCUGGGUGUCAUCCCUCAAACCUGGGCCGCGUACGCAAACGUUUGUCUAUUCGUCCUCUACCGCCCUCUCUACUACACCACUGUCUCCGACUACUCCGCCAAAGUCUUCGGCUUCGCCACCUUUGGCAAAGUCUACGGCCUGAUCAUCUGCCUAGCCGGCCUCUUCAACUUCUCACAAUCCGCCCUCGACGCCCUCACUCAUAAAGGCUUCCACAACAACCCCGUCCCCGUCAACAUCAUGCUACUUGCUGUAGCGUUGUUUAUUGGUAUUGCCCUCGUGGGAUAUGUGUAUCGGAAGAGUUGGAAGAUUAAUAGGGAGAAUAUUGAAGAGGAGGCAGAGAGCGCUAGUGAGACGCUUAUGCCUGGCGCGAACGGGGUUAGAGGGAGGGAUUAUGGGACGUUGGCGAAUGGGGUUGGGAAUUCCAAUGGGAGUGUGAAUGGGAGUGGGGAUGUGGAUGGGGAUGUGGAUGAGGGGGAAGGGGAUGGGGAUGGGGAGCAGAGGGGAAGAAGGCAUAACAUGACGAGGGCGUAUUGA
Molecule: messenger RNA, 2161 nt
Organism: Lindgomyces ingoldianus
Lineage: Eukaryota; Fungi; Ascomycota; Dothideomycetes; Pleosporales; Lindgomycetaceae
Product: MFS general substrate transporter
Exons: 4
Coding region: 329-2161 (610 amino acids)
Cellular component (GO): fungal-type vacuole membrane
Source: RefSeq, a predicted model, not a curated record